GCAUAAAGUCACAGUCCCAACUUGGACGUAUGCCGGUUGGAUCGCGGCCGACCCCAUAGUGUGUCAGCAACUUACACAAUCAAACCAUCCCUAAAGCCUUGUUCAGCGCCUCAGGUGACUUAAAGUUUUUGUGCUGCGGCUGGAAAUCAUCGUGCAAUAAAAUUUCAGCACCAAAAAUAUCCGCGAGUAAGAUGAGUUCACCAAGAGAUUCGCCCGAGCUGCCGUCCUACGACAUCAACAACAAUCAACCAAGCAAAGACUUUUCACAAAAGUGUGUAGACUCGCUCGAAGAGACAGCGUCAGUGGAUGGCGAUGGAUCGAAGCAGAAACGAAAACAGCGAAGACAACGAACUCACUUCACCGCCUAUCAGCUGCAGGAACUCGAGAAAAUGUUUUCAAGGAAUCGAUAUCCUGACAUGGCUGUCAGAGAAGAACUCGCUAUGUGGACAAGCCUCACAGAAGCACGAGUCAGGGUGUGGUUCAAAAACCGUCGAGCAAAAUGGCGCAAAAAGGAGAAAAAUAACCCGCCGAAUAUCCUCGGGCAGGAAAAAAACAGCAGCAUUAUUCAGAGUGUGAAUGGAUUUAGUUUUGAUACCAUAGGUUCUAUGCGCUACGACAGCUCGGAAACCACGCCGUCAGUGUAUCCAAACUAUGGUGCGAACUACUGGAGCAAGGGAGGACCGAGUAUUGGCUACAGCUCCUUACAGCAGACUGGCAACACUUUGGGGUACAAUUCACAGUUUCAGAUACCUUCACCAUGCCCGGUUCCACCGCAAAUAUCGGGAUCGUUGAGUCCAUUUUCAACUCCGAUAUCGAGCGAGAAUAGUUCAACUUACGCCCCAAACUCAUCCAGUGUGCCAAGUAUGCCCUGUGGAUAUCCACCAACUUACGGUUACCAGGAACAAACUUCGGUUUAUUUAAAAGGUAAAGGCUCGUCGCUAAACCACUACCCGAACUAUUCUCAGUCGAAUCCUUACAGUCCAUAUCCUUACGGGAUGGCCGAAAUACCGAUUAAUAUUUAGCGUUAACAAACAAUGCCUGUCAAUGGAGUUACUUAAAGGACUACACAGAGAAAAGAAGUUUUAAAAACACUCUUUUAAAGAUGCCUUUCGUUCGAAAAGCAGUUGCUAGAAGCAGAACAGUUUGAACUGAUUUGAUUCUUCAGUUUGAUUCUAGGUUUAAAACCGACAUUAGCACUAAAACGUAAUUAAAAAGCGAAAACGAUCUUUUGAAGUUAAUAGAUGCAAUCUAGUUGAGCUCGGGUGUUGUGUAGUCAAUGCUGAAUACAUUUUAUUUAAAGGUUUUAGUUACAAGAUUCAAUGUAUUUAAAGUAGUUAUAGAAAAGAUCGUCGUGUCAGUUUUUAGACAAGCAAAGUGUUAAAAAGUUUCUGAAAUUAUAAAUGAAGGUUAGAUUUCCCUGAAAUUUUUUCUAAUAGUUUAGAAUGUAAUAUUGUUCAACAGUCUCUGCUAGACACUUUCAUGGAUCACGCUUCAACGACAUUCAAAUUUUUCUAUUGUUCCUGGCAGACUCUCGGCGCAUAAUCAUUUUGGACGAAACGAACACGACUUCGCGUAUAUUUUCCAAAGUUAAUUCGCGUAAAUCUAUCGCCUCAUUCAGUUAAGAACGGUUUGAUACAAGAUAUAAGCGUUUCCUAAUAAUGGUUUUGUCUCAGGCCCGUGUAUUUCUCGCGUCUUAAUCCCGGAGUACAUUGACUAAGUUAUUAAGGUAAUAUCAAACUAUUCUUGUAUAAGGCGAUGAACUGUUGAAAAGUGCUAACUCAAAUGAAUAAGUCUUUCCUUUUAAUCUCAGCUGUGAGAAGUCACAACUUACAAGCGUUUACAAGAGACACGCCCGAGUUACCAUAACAAGCACUUUGGAAAAGUGCACCCCCAUAAAACAGAAAAAUCUCGCGACGCACUAGAGCAUAAUAUUUUUAAUUUACGACGCCAAUUGCAUAAACCCGAACAGUAUACAAUGUUUGAAUGCAAUCUCUAGAGGCCGUGUUGUUUUGCCCUGGGAAUUUUCAGCUGUAUUUAAGUUUACACAGUCAAUAAAAGGCUAAAUGUUGUGCGCA
Molecule: messenger RNA, 2075 nt
Organism: Pocillopora damicornis (cauliflower coral)
Lineage: Eukaryota; Metazoa; Cnidaria; Anthozoa; Scleractinia; Pocilloporidae
Biological process (GO): regulation of transcription by RNA polymerase II; anatomical structure morphogenesis
Cellular component (GO): nucleus
Molecular function (GO): RNA polymerase II cis-regulatory region sequence-specific DNA binding; DNA-binding transcription factor activity, RNA polymerase II-specific
Source: RefSeq, a predicted model, not a curated record